This is a messenger RNA of Micromonas pusilla CCMP1545, 1080 nucleotides long. RefSeq names its product chlorophyll a/b-binding protein-like protein, chloroplast precursor (gene LI818). Gene Ontology annotation, biological process: response to light stimulus; photosynthesis, light harvesting in photosystem I. The transcript has a single exon. Gene Ontology annotation, cellular component: membrane. Bases 36 to 854 code for a protein of 272 amino acids. The record is from RefSeq and is a predicted model, not a curated record. Lineage: Eukaryota; Viridiplantae; Chlorophyta; Mamiellophyceae; Mamiellales; Mamiellaceae.
CGCGUUCUCUCGCGACCGCCGCAACAACCCUCAUCAUGGCUACCAUCUGCGCCCUCACCGUCCCCACGAUCGUCCGCCCCACGACGACGACGUCCACGCGCCGCGACGUGCGCGCGAACGCGUUCGGCGGCAAGAAAGGCGUCGCCUCCGCGCAGCCCCGCGCCGGGCAAAAGUACGCGGACAUCGCCGCCGCCGUCGACGCGGGCCUCGUCCAGGGCGUCGCGCCGUUCGAGGACGGCAUCGACCUCUUCGGAUUCUUCAACGACAUCGAUCAGGCGGAGGCGCAGAGGUACGCGGACGUGGAGAUCACGCACGGAAGGCUCGCGAUGCUCGCGACCGUCGGCUUCGUCGUCGGCGAGUCCGUGGAGGGGUCCUCCUUCCUCUUCGACGCGCAGGUCACCGGUCCGGCGGUGAACCACUUCCAGCAGGUUCCGCUCCCGUUCUGGCUCGGCCUCGGCGCGCUCAUCUUCGUCGUCGAGGCGUCGCGCGUGCAGACCGCGUGGCAGUCGCCGUUCGACGCGUCCCGCCUCUUCCUCAUGAAGGACGACCACACCCCCGGAGACUACAACGGGUUCGACCCGCUCGGCCUGAGCAAGAACAGAGACGAGGAGUGGCUCGACAUUCACCGUCUCAGGGAGCUGAACAACGGCCGCCUCGCGAUGGUCGCCAUCGUCGCGAUGAUCUCCCAGGAGCUCGUCACCGGCUUGAACCUCAUCCUCAGCGAUGAAGUCCUCGAGAUGAAGGGCGGCGGCGCGCUCAAGGCGAUGGAGGCGCAGUGCGCCGGCACCGCGGACGAGAACGCCUGCGCCAAGGCGUUCGAGGCAGCCGUCGCCGCGGGCACCGCGGUGUUCUAAAAAUCUCGUUCGUCACGUUACCGCGCGAUGCGAACGCUCCGCGCGUCGAGAGGCGCGUCGAUAUUCGUUACCACGCGAUGCGAACGCUCCGCGCGUCGAGAGGCGCGUCGAUAUUCGACGCGCCGCCCCGCGCGCGGGGGUGUGUAAGAAAGCUUCUGUUCAUUUUUUGAUCUGAUUCUUUGAAGGCGCCAUCUGUCUCAUUUUAAUAUCAUUCAUUUACUCGGCG